CAUCAAGCGGCCGGUUGGGAAGGUUGCGUCGGAGUACGUGGUUGGCCAGGCUGCUGUGGGCGGUAGGCGGACGUGUGGAACCGACAAAGAUGGCGGUGCAGGUGUUGCAAGCUGUUCAAGCGGUUCAUCUUGAGUCUGACGCUUUCCUAGUUUGUCUCAACCAUGCUCUGAGCACUGAAAAGGAGGAGGUGAUGGGUCUAUGUAUAGGGGAGUUGAAUGAUGACAUAAGGAAUGACUCCAAAUUUACAUACACUGGAACUGAAAUGCGCACAGUUGCAGAAAAGAUGGAUACCAUCAGAAUUGUUCACAUCCAUUCUGUCAUCAUCUUGCGACGUUCUGAUAAGAGAAAGGACCGUGUAGAAAUUUCUCCAGAGCAGUUGUCUGCAGCCUCAACAGAGGCAGAAAGGUUGGCUGAACUAACAGGCCGUCCGAUGAGAGUUGUUGGCUGGUAUCAUUCCCAUCCUCAUAUAACCGUUUGGCCAUCCCAUGUUGAUGUUCGUACACAAGCCAUGUACCAAAUGAUGGAUCAAGGCUUUGUAGGACUUAUUUUUUCUUGUUUCAUAGAAGACAAAAACACAAAGACUGGUCGGGUACUCUACACUUGCUUCCAAUCCAUACAAGCCCAAAAAAGCUCAGAGUAUGAAAGAAUUGAAAUCCCAAUCCAUAUUGUACCUCAUAUCACUAUUGGGAAAGUAUGCCUUGAAUCAGCAGUAGAGCUGCCAAAGAUCCUGUGUCAGGAAGAACAGGAUGCAUAUAGAAGGAUUCACAGCCUUACACAUCUGGACUCAGUAACCAAGAUCCAUAAUGGCUCAGUAUUUACCAAGAAUUUGUGCAGCCAGAUGUCAGCAGUCAGUGGGCCUCUACUACAGUGGUUGGAAGACAGAUUGGAGCAAAACCAGCAGCAUUUGCAGGAGUUGCAACAAGAAAAGGAAGAGCUUAUGGAGGAGCUGUCUUCCCUAGAAUAAAGCAAGAGGACAAAAGUAUGGGCAGCUGAAAAUACUGCGUAUACAUUUUAUUAAACUAAAUCAAUUUUGAAAAAUAUAAAGUUGGAGGACCCACAUUUUAUAACUUCAAGACUUAUAUAACUUCAAGACUUACUAUGAAGCUGCAGUAAUCAAGAUACUAUGAUAUUUGCAGAAGAACAGAUGUAUAAAUCAAUGAAACAGGAAAUAAAAUUCAGAAAUAAACACACAAUAAUAUGCUUAACUAAUUUUGAAAAAGUACAAAGUGAUCAAGAAGAAAGGGCAGUCAUUUCAACAAAUUGAAUUUCCACAAGCCAACAAAAUACAUUCUAAAAGUACCUCAGAAUGUGUCAUGUAUUUAAAUGUAAGGUGGAAAA
Molecule: messenger RNA, 1339 nt
Organism: Peromyscus leucopus (white-footed mouse)
Lineage: Eukaryota; Metazoa; Chordata; Mammalia; Rodentia; Cricetidae
Gene: Brcc3
Product: BRCA1/BRCA2-containing complex subunit 3
Exons: 11
Coding region: 90-965 (291 amino acids)
Biological process (GO): double-strand break repair
Cellular component (GO): BRISC complex; BRCA1-A complex
Molecular function (GO): metallopeptidase activity; polyubiquitin modification-dependent protein binding; cysteine-type deubiquitinase activity
Source: RefSeq, a predicted model, not a curated record